AUCCCGUUGCCCAACAUGGCUUCCACGCUAAUGUUCUGGAACAAGCAGAACUCCAACUCCAACCAAAAUGGAAACGAUGCCAAGAACACAAAAAACGGCCGCAACUGGUUGCACGCGCCAGAUGUGCUCGUCAACGGGCACGUCGCUUAUCUAGUCAAAUACCUCGGUAGCACUCCCGUGGAGCAGCCAAAGGGUAUCGAAGUCGUCAAGGAAGCCAUCCGGAGGCUGCAGUUCACACAGCAGAUGAAGAAGGCAGAGGGCGGUGGCAAUGUGAAGACAAAGAAGGUGGAAAUCACCAUCAGUGUGGACGGUGUAGCUAUACAGGAACCACGAUCACUGACUAUCAUGCACCAGUUUCCGCUGCACAAGAUAUCCUACUGCGCGGACGAGAAGGGCGUUAAGAAAUUCUUCAGCUUCAUCGCCAAAACCGGCACGGCCGCAACGACCACGGCCUCCAUCAGUUCUGUCGAUGAUACGAACAGCUCGAAUAACUCCACCACCAGCAACGGUACUGAGGACCGGCACGAAUGUUUCGUGUUCAUCUCGAACAAGCUCGCCUCGGACAUAACGCUCACGAUCGGGCAAGCAUUCGAUUUGGCCUACAGGCGUUACGUCAGCGAUAGUGGCAAAUCGCUCGAAUCGGUCAAGCUUCUCGCGCAGAAAAAACAGCUGGAACACACGAUCACCGCCUACCGGCAACGGCUGCGUGACCUAUCUGAGCUGGUAUCGAAGGCGGAACUGGAGAAACUGCUACUGAAGAUGGGCCUCAGAGAUAUUUGUGAUGUACCAGCGCUAGAAAAUGGCGUCGAAGGCCAUAACAAUUACAGCAGCAAUAAUAACAACAUUAACAGUAACAACCAUAAUGUCAAUGGCAGCAAGACGCCUGAUUUGGGAAUUGAUGUCUCGUUACCGAACAAUGACGAUCAACUGCUGAUCGAAACGUCACCAAAACACUUUGCACCGCUCGUACCGCCGAGAAAUAUUCAGAAUCAAAUUAACAACACACUAGAAGCACUCAAACCAUCGGUCGGUACCAAGCUGGAGGGAUUGCUUCUGAACUCAGACUCGGACAGUGAUUUCGAUCCACGUGCACCAGAUACUGAUUCGAGUAUCUCCACUGGUGGCGGUAACAAGAUCAGCAACGAUCUGUUCGGCUUUGAGCCACCGAAACCAGCGAAUGCCACCCUUGGCCAGCAGCUUUUUGGCAGUGUCACCAACAAUGGCCAUAACAAUGGAUUCACCAACGGAAACGGUGCUGUCACGAACGGAUUUGGCGCUCCGAACAGUCCUCCUCCCAUUUUGGCUCCUCCACCAGCAAAGUCCGCUCCGCGACGAACGGUACCACAGAGCAACGGAACAACCAAUGGAAACAGCGCGUACCAGGACCUAUUCGGAUCGGUACCAUUUAAUCCGCAGGGCAGUGAUGAUUCGACAACAACGACGGAAGAUUCGUCCUCCCAUAUGCAAAACGAUCGCUCGUGCUCCGUCAACUCGGCCAACCUCAAAUCGGGAUUCGGUCCAUUCUCGCAAGAAGUGAACGUACUGAGCAAAAAUUCGUACCAUCUCGAUUCGAUCCUUGCGUACGGUGCGGGUUGCAACGGGUCGGGCGCUUUUAACGAACCAACCGUCCCAACCAGCAACACCGUCGGAACCGCUGCAAAUCUGGCCUCUAAAUUGAAUCCGUUCGCGGCGGCGAUCCGCAACAGUAAUCCGCUCGCUGCCGUGCAGCACAAAGCCGCCGCAUACGACGUGUUCAAAAAUGCGAGCGACAAGGAACGGUUAACCACUAACACCGGUACGGUCUCACAGCCAACAUCGUUCGAUGUGGACGAUGGUGAAAUGGCACACAGUGCUAACAUAACGGCCCCUGCGGCCCUUGCAUCCGACACCGACAUUAACCAAUCGGUUCACAUCUCAUCCGGUCUGGUGAACGAACAGGCUCACGCUUCUGAGGCGCUGUUUGAAGAUUUUGCUUUAUCGGCAUUUAACGAGUUUAAGAAAGAUUUAAGCAUUAACAGCCGCAACGUGAAGCGUCAGUCCUCGUUCCAGCAGGACCGUCUCCAUAAGCCAUCGCUCGGAACACUCAAAUCCAUCGGUGGUAGCCUCGGGGAUGCUAACACUAGUGUUGGGGUUCGUUUGCGCCGGGCCGGUGGUGGCCAUGUGCUACUCCAGCCCGAGAUGAAGACGACCAAGAACGGUUUCUUUAGCGCCGACGAUGUGUUGGAUACGUUCGAUCCGCUAAAGAAGUAA
This is a messenger RNA of Anopheles marshallii, 2250 nucleotides long. It is a transcript of the gene ced-6, whose product is annotated as PTB domain-containing adapter protein ced-6. NCBI's taxonomy places the organism in Eukaryota, Metazoa, Arthropoda, Insecta, Diptera, Culicidae. Bases 16 to 2250 code for a protein of 744 amino acids. The transcript is spliced from 9 exons. The record is from RefSeq and is a predicted model, not a curated record.